UUGUUUUUCAAGAGCCUAGAUGGACAUCAGUGGAAGGGUAUUCAUAUAUGGCAAGUAGUUCUAAACUUAAAUGGGACGAAGCUGAAGCGUACUGUCUGCAGCAUAAUGCCACCUUGCUUGAUUUCAUUGACGGUGAUGAUUUACUCUACCUCAAUCAAAAAGGAUAUUCUUAUUCACUCUGGAUUGGACUUCGAAAAAAUGCGUCCAGGCUCAUUGAAGUCCCGAGAAAUAUGAGCGAUGCCUUGGUUUCCCUUGUGCUGUGCAAGAACAGAAAGCCAUCCACAAGAAUCUUAUUUACUGGGUGCGGCCGGCUAUGUGCAUCUAUUUGUGUAAAACUGAAAAAGGAAGGUAAUUGCAAUAAUUGCAAUCAUAUAAUUUUUAACAUUAAUAAUUAUAGUUUCCAACCCAAAGUUGCUACUAUACAGCCUGUUUUAUCAGGUGGAGGAAUCUGCAGGUGGCUUAGGACUCCUUCAUUAAUUGGAUGAUGCAGAUUGUAUAUAGUAGUAUAUAUAAUGGUAAUUUUAAUCUUGUUUCUAAAACUUUCACCUUUGUUGUUCAUAACUUAUUACUUAUUUUUAUUUCUCAAGGAUUUAUACAAAAGGUUAAUUUAAUUUAAUUUGCAACGUUUCGGACAUUUUAAAUGUCCGUCUUCAGGCGACAAUUGUUGUCAAUGUUAUGUUCAAAAAUGCUGACGAUUUAACUUAGCUGUCAGUCACGUCAUUUUGCGCGUGCGUCAAUAUGCACUUGCGCGCGCGUGUUCUUGUUUACACGUUCCUUCUUAAAAUACUUAUUUAACAAUGGUCUCCACAUCACCAAUUGUUCGAAAUUAUUCAAAACCGUGUAGCCAUUAUACUGUUCUCUUAAAGACUCAAUUCCUUCUCUCACUUUUCUUUGUUUUAAUCCAUUUUCAGUUGUUAUCACUCGUGCCUUUUCCCAAUCAAUCCCACUCUCGCAAUCAACGCUAUGUCUCGCCAAACCUCCAUCUUCCUUACCCAUUCUUUCUUCUGCCGACUCUAGUUUUCCAUUCUUUAUGUCCUCUCCCGUCAACCGAACUUUACUCAUAUGCUCUUUCUUUCUAGUUCCAAACAAGCGCCAAGUCUCUCCCACAUAAACCGCCUCAUCACAUUUGCAAGGAACUUCAUAUACGACGGUCUUCCGUUUCUCUUCCAGUGGUUUCUGUGCCUUUGUUUUAAUUUGUCUCACUUUAUUCCCAGGUCUGAAUGCGGUACGGAAACGAUGCUUCUUAGCGACUCUCUUGAACUGCUCCGACAUUCCUUGUAAAUAUGGUAUAACCACCAUUCCUCUACAACAUUCCUCAUCUUUAGAAUCUGUCGACUCAUUCGUAUCCUCCUCUUUGCUUUUCAUAUACCGUUUCACUGUCUCUCUGUCAUAUCCAUUAGCCACAAACACAUCUUCAAUGUUUUUCAUUUCCUCUUCUACAUAGCCAGGAUCGCAUAAUGCUCUAGCACGAUCUGCAAAUCCUUUAAUUAUACCUUUCUUCAUUGAGGAGGGAUGGUUUGAUCUUUCUUUCACAUUUAUAUUUGUAUGUGUUUUCUUGUAGUGAACCAUACAUUCGAUCUGUUUCGUUUUCCUGUUGAUUUUCUGUUUCAGAUCCAAAACCGGGAUAACAUCAUUUUCUUGCUCUUCUUUGGUAAAUUUCAAUGCUGUUUAGAUGGUCAAGUAUCACAUCCGACUGAUCUUUUUCUAACUUUAUCUCACUAUCAUCAACGUACCAGAACCAUUCAUUCAAUGGAUAUGGUGACGUUUCGAUUGCCCGUAACUGAAAUUCCUCCAUGAAUAUCAUCGCGAUCUCACCCGUUGCUCCAAGCCCAAUCGGUCCACUCUCCAAAACGUAAUGACUCCCAUUGUACUCACAGUACGUCAGGUUAAACACCCACUUCAAUAACUCCAUGACCGAUCCAACGCUCAGACCUGUUAUAUCCUUUAACUUCUUGCUUUCCCUCAGCAAUCUUUCCACUAACCUUAACGCUCUUUCAAUUGGAAUUGAUGGAUACAGGUUCUGAGUCGAAGGAAUUGAGUCUUUAAGAGAACAGUAUAAUGGCUACACGGUUUUGAAUAAUUUCGAACAAUUGGUGAUGUGGAGACCAUUGUUAAAUAAGUAUUUUAAGAAGGAACGUGUAAACAAGAACACGCGCGCGCAAGUGCAUAUUGACGCACGCGCAAAAUGACGUGACUGACAGUUAAGUUAAAUCGUCAGCAUUUUUGAACAUAGCAUUGACAACAAUUGUCGCCUGAUGACGGACAUUUAAAAUGUCCGAAACGUUGCAAAUUAAAUUAAAUUAACCUUUUGUAUAAAUCCUUGAGAAAUAAAAAUAAGUAAUAAGGUAAUUUUAAGGUUAGCGAAACUAUGGUCAUUACUUUGUGACUUUCUUCGUGUUUGGAAAAACCGCAGUUUCGUUUAAUGCAAAAAUUCGCUUGCCUGUAACGGGAGCGAAACGGAAAGUCAUUUUAGAGAGUUUAAGCUUCUCGUUUGCGGGAACGCCAAACGGCAAGGUCGAAAUUUAAUUCUUGGCAUAAUUUUCGUUCGAUUUCAGCGUGUCAUAUUUUCUUUCAUAUGACACAGGAAUAGUUAAGCAUUCUAGUUGUAAAACAACAAGCCCAUUCACUUUUUAUUGUUUUAUAGCGUAAAAUUUUUCUUUGCCUGACGUUUGUCGUUUGUCGUUGAACGCGAAGCUUAAGCCCUGUUUUGUUUUUGUCCGAAGGUGAAUAGCGCAAGGAUAUCCGCAGCUGCAAGAGCAACAAAUCAAAUUGCGCGAAAAGUGCUAUCACUUUAUAUAAAUUUUAGUUCCAAUCUUUAUUAGGAAAGUGUGAUGAAAACUGGAUCUCGUAUGGCGAAAAUUGUUCUUUGUUAGUUCACGACCGCAUGAGCUGGUUUGGUGCAUACGCCCACUGCAAAAGGCUACAUAGCGAACUAUAUACAGACGGCGUACACGAAGCGUCUAUUGCUUCCGUCAUGGAUGGUCGAUAUAUGUGGACUGGAUUGGCAAUUAGCACGAAACCGAAUCCUGGGCCACGAUGGGAGUGGUCAAAUGGUACACAAUUGCAAUGGACAGAUAGAGAAAUAAGAGUACCUGAUGUCGGUUGUCGCGGUUGUGGGUUUAUGCGUAACCAAACACUUUACCUUACUUUGCAUUGCCAUAAAAAUCAUUCCUUCAUUUGCCAGGAUCAAUAUCCAGGUAUUCGUAUUCGUUUAAAAUGAAUAUCUAAAUUAGUAUUACUCAUGUUUGGGAUACACCUGCUUUAAGUAUAUUUGUAUAUUUGUAAAUAUGUUUUGUAUGGUUUGUGACCCCCCUCAUGGAAAUCAACACCUGUUGAUGAGGCUAGCAUCUUUAAAUACAUUUUACAUAUAACAUUCACACACACACACACACAUACUUCUAGGGCCCCAGGUUAUUUAUCUACCCACCAUAGUUUGGUCAGAUAUAACCAGAUUCCUGGUUACAUUACUUCUAGGGCUCCUGGUUAUUUAUCUACCCACCAUAGUUUGGUCAAAUAUAACCAGAUUCCUGGUUACAUUAACCAGACUAUGGUUAGGCGCCCUGCAAGAGCGACAAGUCGAUUCGAACCACGCAGCUAAAUAACACGAGUUGCCUUGUAGCAAAUCUAUUAUAUCUACCACAAGAAAAUGUUCACCUUGUUGACUGAUGACGUCUCCUUUGAAUACUUUUACCGCAAGCAUUGGUUUACUUAUACCAGAGUAGAGAGUGUAAACAUGUGUGAUAAAUAACUUUUGUUUAUCUUUGAUUGUUUAGUUACCCAUAGUGAACUAAGUCAAAGACAUGCAUCAUGGUAUAAAGCACAAUCCAAUUGUCAAGACCUGUUAAAUGGCUCUGGUAGUCACCUAUUUCAAUUGAACUCAAUGACUGAGAGUAUUUUGAUGGAAUUGGCUAGCAAUAACAUUACCCAACCUGAGCAAGCAUAUUGGUUUGGCCUAAUAAAAAAAAUUAAUACAGGUGAAAAGAGUUGUACUGUGUCUACUGUAGGAAAUGGGAAAAUUGUAACGGAUUAUCGACUGGAUAAAUGUGUUACCGUUCAGUGUUCCGACUUUAAUAUAUCGAAAUAUGGAAAUUGUGAUUUGAUGUACCAUCCAGUUUGUAUUAAAAAUGCAAUAACAAAUGGUGAAGGUGAGUUGUAGGUAUGGCGUAAAUCCUCUACCCAGGGCCCUCUUAACCUCUCUCGCUCUCUCUAAUUAUCGCCCUCUGUCGAGACGGAAAAUGUAUUCAACCUUCGCAUUAAAUAGGCAUUCCAGCAGUAAGUAUUCCAGUACGUUCCCAUAAGCCCCAUUUCGAUUUCGGCAUUCUGCAGUAAACUAUAUUGCCUCUUCUCAAGUGAAGGUGCCUUACUGCCUUGGGUCAAAAAAUAAAGUAAAGUAAAGGAGAAAGUGAUUAUUUUUGCCAGAAAAGUAAAUGCAAUAUAAGUUAACUGAAUGUUCUAUUGAGUUACAGAUGGUUAGUAAUUAUAAACUUUCUAAACGACUUCCGACUUCGCAUUAUUUAAGUGCGCUUUCUACUAUGUGAGCGUUUAUAAAUCAAAUCAGAGUUGCAAUACAAAAUUAUUUUGCCAAAAAUUAUUUACCGAUUUGGAAACUCGAACUUCACUGUUUUUAAAGAUAGUACUGUUACAGGAAAUCAACAGUUAGUAAAUUUUUACCGUGUGCAUAAAUUAUGUGAAAGAUUUCGAUUGUAUUCAUAAUCCAGUAAUGUUUAGUACUUGUUUAUCUGUAUAAAUGUGGUAUGCCUUGUUCAACGCUGGAUUAGCGCUCUUCCCUCGGUUAAAAUUUAAUCUGUUGUUUUAGUUUAUGUAUUUUCGAGCAACCGGUCCCAGGAUUUUUGGUAUGUCUACAGGGUGUCUCAAAAAUAACGCUACGGAAAUUCAACAGGCUGUCAUGCAUCAUAAACGUGGCUAAACAAUUCAAUUUUUACAUGGGACGAAAGAACAGUUAUUUAGCUUUCCAAUGAUACUCUGUUUAAAUCGUAACGAGGAGAAAUGGCCACAUACUCACCAAAUAAAAAUUGCCGGUCGAAAUCACAUUCGUCAUGCACCGUUGGGAGUUGCAAGGAAAACGAACAAUAAACAAUUCCCAAGAGGGAAUUAAUUGAAGAGGGAAUUUUAAUUGAAAGUUAAAUUAUCAAAAAUAAGCUCAACUCGUCUGUCUUUUUCUCAGUGAGACCAUAAGAACGUCCAUUAUUGCAUUAAACAUGGUUCCAUUAAUCACUGAGCAGAGAACAUUCGUAAUCAAAACGUUUUACGAAACAAGAACCUUGCAGAAGGCUUGCGUUGCUUUUGGAUUGAUUAACUUUGCAUAAUUAAUGUACUUUCAAUUCACAACGGUGGAGAAUGUGAUUUCGACCGAAAAUUUUUAUUUGACGAGUAUGUGGCCAUUUCUCAUCGUUAUGGUUUAAGAAAGGUAUCAUAGAAAAGCUAAACAGUAGCUCUUUCGUCCUAUGUAAAAAUUAAACUGUUUAGUUAACGGUUUGUGAUGCACAACAGUCUGUUGAAUUUCCGUAGCGUUUUUUUGAGACACCCUGUACAUGUUGAAUAGUAUUAUUACUUGGUAGACCUGCAUGUUGAAAUGUAUUUUUCUACAUGGAAAUUUCGAAUGUAUCAUUGCUAACAGAGGGCCUAUAUGGUCGUUUUUCGCAGUUUUUCUUCAACAUUUACUUCUAUGAGAGAGAUGUUAAAAUUCCUGAGAGAGAUUCCAUAAUUCUUGAUCAACUUGUGGUUAAUGCUUGGCAACCGACUGGAAUCGCAGGGCCGUAGGUCCUAUUCCUGCCAGAGGGCCUAUGUAGUUGCGUUUUUCCUGGUUGCCCCUGGUUCAAAAGUUGUAUCUAAUGUACACUCGAAAAUUCCAUCUUCAAAAAUUCCUUAAAUAAGUAAUAAUCAGGAUGUAUGAUUUUACAAUACAGGUUUAUGUGGAGACUGGAGUGAAGUAGAUGUCCACAACGAAAAAAAGUGUAUAAAAGUGUUUGAAAAAGUUCGUAUGAUAUGGUUUGCGGCUUAUAUGCUUUGCCAACAACAGAAUGGUAGCCUUCUAUCCUUGACAAUGAUAUAUCACAUGCAGGGGAAUGGUCCAUUUGAAGAUGGCCGUUGCUGGUUAGACGACCGGAAGGUCUAUGCCCCUCAGGAUCCGUUGGAAGGAUGGCAAUGGCUCAAUGGUAGUCAGUAUAAUGGUGCUCAUAUAUGGGGAUUGGAUGGUAUUCUGCGAUACAUUGGUUACGAAGAGAAGUGCGCUGUGAUAAACGUAAAACGUAAGAUUUGGGAAGAAAGCGAUUGUACUUGGCGUCGUCAUUUUAUAUGUAAAAAGAAG
This is a messenger RNA of Paramuricea clavata, 6328 nucleotides long. Lineage: Eukaryota; Metazoa; Cnidaria; Anthozoa; Malacalcyonacea; Plexauridae. The record is from the annotation of a GenBank genome assembly.